CUGGGACCCGCGGUCGAUGCCGGCGAGGAGGGGGGGAUGGGCGCCUCUGCGAAAUGUAAGGACCCGAGACAGAACCAGAGCCCUAUAUCACAUAGAGCAGCAUAUACCCCUGUAUAAAUAUCGACUGUAAAUAUAUAAAACACUACAAUAAAUGGAUUAAAUCACCGGGGAUCUGUUAUAGACACUCAAUGGAGGCGCUGCACCCGAGUAGGACGGGGAAUUUAACUUUCUGCAUAUGCGUUGGGGGACGCUGAGAAGUUUGUUUCCUAACCCUGGAGAGGGAGCUACUUUUAAGGGCAAAGGAUACAGGAGACACCGAGGCCGAGGCACAGGCCUACUGGUCUGGUUGGAUUUGAUGUUGGGAUACUCGAAGGUUCUUCCUACUGUAUAUGAAACUGCCUUGUUUGUACUGGGUUGGAAUGUCUCUUUAGGUCUCCCCAUGUCCGUGAGCCGUGGGCUGCGGCUCGACGGUGCCCCACCCCUAGAGUGGCCUGUCGCUGUAGUUGGGAACCUGUGAUUCCCAUCCUCACCUCACCUCCUCCUCCCCCCUGUCCCGUCCCGUCCCUCCCCUCCCCUCCCCCCUCUUCCUUCCCCCUCUUCCCCCCCUCCCACGCGUCGCUGUGCUGGACGUCAUGAGCAUAGUAAUCGCGCUGGGAGUCACCACACCUGAAACGUCUUACUCAGAUAUGGCUGCUGGAUCAGACCCUGAGUCAGUGGAAGCAAGCCCUGCCGUGAAUGAGAAAAACUACAACAGCCACAGCUGUGGGAGCGCACAGAGUCAUGGGUAUCGGGGACUACCGUAUGCUAUGCAACAGUCUUCCGUUGUGUGUUGUCAGGAUCACAACUAUGGCGCGCCCCCUCCCCCCACCCCACCCGCCUCCCCGCUCUCCCAAACCAUCAUUCCCCGCAUGGAUCUCAACGGCGUGGUGCGCAGCUCCCGCUAUCACGACGCCACCAAGGACAACUCAGCCGACAGUGACAGCUCCUCAGAGGAGGACGGGGCCGUGGCUGGCUGGUGCCACUGCAGCCUGACGCCGGACGGCCUGCUCAUCAAGUGUGACAACUGCAGGGGAUUGGACAGGAGGAAAGGAGCAGAAGGCCAGCACAGGAAACCAGAAAAUGUGUCAGUUGGGGAGAGUAGUGCCACAGAGAGUGGUGAUGAGGAGGUUUCACCCUCCACUAUCUCCUAUACCGCCACCCAGCAUACGCCCACCAGCAUCACCCUCACCGUCAACCGGGUCAAGAGGAACAAAUCCAAAAAGAGGAAGAAGAGUACGGAGAAAGCUCGCGGAGCGCCCAAGGGCAAAAAAGUCAAGGCCUUCAGAGAGGGUUCUAGGAAGUCCAUGCGGAUGAAGAACUCGACGACAGAGGCCAGUGUGCUGGACGAGAAUACGGCAGAGGGCUGGGAGACCAAGAUUCGCCAGUGGACAGACCAGUACGAGGAGGCCUUGGCUAACCAGUACAGUGCUGAUGUGCAGACACUGCUCCAGCUGCACCGGGCUGCUAGCACCACCGUCUCCAAGACGGAGAGCGGUACCACGACACCGCCUUCAAACACGCAGAUCCAUGCCUCGGCCGACACCAUGGACACCAUCAAUCGCACCGAGCUGGCCUGUAACAACACAGUGCUGAGCUCCCAGAUGCAGCUCCAACUAGGCCGGGUAACACGAGUGCAGAAACACAGGAAGAUCCUGCGAGCAGCCAAAAACCUGGAGCCAGACACCCUAAUCAUUGAGUACCGGGGCAAAGUCAUGCUCAAACAGCAGUUUGAGGUCAACGGGCACUUCUUCAAAAAACCCUACCCUUUUGUGUUGUUCUACUCCAAGUUUAAUGAGGUAGAGAUGUGUGUGGAUGCUCGGACCUUUGGAAACGAUGCACGAUUCAUCAGGAGGUCCUGUACGCCCAACGCUGAGGUCCGGCAUAUGAUUGCCGAGGGCAUGAUCCACCUGUGUAUCUACGCUGUCAGACAAAUCACCAAGGACGCUGAGGUCACCAUUGGAUUUGACUACGAGUUCAAUAGUUGCAACUACAAAGUGGACUGUGCCUGCCAUAAGGGCAACCAGAACUGCCCGGUGCAGAAGCACAACCUGAGCCCCAGGGAGAGCUUGUUGUGCCCCCCCUCCCUGCCAGCUCCCUCCUCUCUGGUGGGGGCUGAGACUCGGCGGAGGAAGGCCCGGAGGAGAGAGCUGGAGGACUGCAUGGCCACCGGGGGCACCUCCGAUGACAGCAACCAGCCACUCGACCAGCAUCCAGAGGCCCGAGAGCUGCAGGGGACCAGUGACACAGAGGAGGGAGUCCUGGAUGAGGUGAAGCUGGAAGAAGGAGAGGAGGGAGAGGUGGACGAGAAUGGUGUCAUCCUCUCUGGCAAGAGAGCAUUUGACAGUCUGGACAAGCGGAGGAGGAGACUGGGAGGAGAAGAUAUAAAGGAGGAGGGUGUGGAGCCAGAGGAUGGGGCUGGAAACCCCUCUGGGGGAAACCCCUCCACGGCCCACAACACUGGGGUGGGGGUCAGUACCCGACGUACCACCUAUGUCACGGAACCAGCAGCAGUAGAGGCUGAAAAGGGCCCAUCCCCCCUGUCGACUAACCUGACUGCCCCAGCCGUUCCCCCUAAACCUCCCCCAGCUCGCUCCACGAAGCCCCGGCCCAAGAGCCGCAUCUCUCGUUACCGCUCCAGCUCAUCGCAGCGUGCCCGGCGGCAGCGGCAGGCCCUUGCCCAGCAGGCAGCAGCUGCAGCGGCGGCAGCGGCAGCAGCGGCAGCAGCAGAGCAGGGUGCUGCCCUGAUAGAGGAAGGACCCCAGGGUCUACCUGGUGCUGAAGUAGGCCUGGGGGAAAGCAGCCUGGGGUCCAGUCAGCUCCCUGAUGCAGAUGGUCAAGGCCCAGCCUGCCUAAACAGAAGCAACGUGCGCUAUCCCAAGACUAAGAAGUACCUGGUGACAGAGUGGCUGAAUGAUAAGGUCCCUGGAGGGGAGAAGGUCCAGCAGGAGGUGCCAGUGGAGCGCCCCCUGCGGAUCACCACCGACCCCACGGUGCUGGCCACCACCCUCAACAUGCUGCCGGGCCUGUCCCACUCCUCGCUUAUCUGCACCACACCCAAACACUACGUCCGUUUCGGCUCGCCCUUCAACCCCGAGAGACGGCGGCCCCGCCCGCUCCAGAUGGAUGGCACCUACGGCUGCUACAAGAAGAGGUGGAUCAAGCAAGCGGAGGAUGAGAGUUGUUCGGCUAGCAUGGAGGAUGGCACGGAGUCCACCUCGUCCCAGCAGAGUACCAGCAGCAGAUCCACUCCCAACCCCCUGUCCAACGAGCAAAACGCGCCCUUCAAGAAGCGCCGGUCCAAGUACACGCUGGAAACGAUGCCGGCACCCUCGGACCACCUGCUGCGGCCGCUGUCGCCCAUCACUCCGCCGCUCCCCGAGGACCCCCUCCACCCGCUGCUCAACGCCCCCUGUACCUCGCUGCUGCCCAAUGGCCUGGCGUACUCCCCCAUGCCCUCGCUGCCCACCAGCCGCUGCAACACACCGCUGCAAUUUGAGAACAUAUCAUCCCCUGAGGCAUCUCCUGUCCACCGGUCAGAGUCCAUCUCUCCUGAGCCGUGUUUGCGGACAGACUUUGACGUUCCCCGGCCCCAGUUCCCGGACAUUUCCCGCCCCUCCAGCUUAGAGAGCCCUGUGGCUGUCACCUCGGAUGACUUCUCCCUAGCCGCAGGGCCUGCAGGCCACGAGUCCCAGGGCCCGGCUUCUGCAGGCAUCGGCUCCCUCACCCCAGCGUCCUGCCCUUCCUCGGACCCAGCCCCCCAGAGCAGGGAGCAGGCCUUCAGGACAGAGUUCAACCUCAUAUACACCUGCUCGCCCCUCAACGCCAACUUGGGGAACCCGGCGGCCACCGAUCGGCGCCUCUCACAAUCAGAGGGCGGCUUCUCCCCAGCGGAGUCCUUCUACAGCUCUGUGAGCGGCCAGGGGCUGCUGGGGGAGGUGGGCCCCGGCUCCAUGUCACCCUACAGCGAGCCUCAUUACGGGGGAGGCUACCCUGACAGCGGCACGCCCCCUCACACCAGCAACCCACCGCAAAAGAAGAAGGUGUCUUUGCUGGAGUAUCGCAAGAGGAAGCAGGGCAGCAGCCGAGAGGCAGAGCCUAGCAGCGGCGGUGGCAGCAGUGGCGUCUCCUCCCUGGGUGCCACCCCCACCCGGCCUGGCUCCCACUACAGCCAGGAGUCCCAUCAUCCCCAUUCCCACCAUCAGCUGCAGCACCCGGCCUCCCCACACAGCUCCUUCUCCUCCCCGGCCCACACCGCCUCCUCCAUCCCGCAGAUCGAGGAGGUCAGCCCGCCAGACCACCAGGCCUCAGUGCAGUCCAGAGUCCAGGACAGCAACAGCCACUGGAUGGUUCCCACCAGCGUUGAGCGUCUAAGGGAAGGCCAUGGUGUGCUGGAGCGUGUGCUGAGAGGAAGCAUCAAGAUGGAGCGCAUUUUAAAGAGGACUGAAGCUGACAAGGAAACUGAUGCAGAUCGAUAUGAGAUCCAGGCAGCGUCCAUGUCCUCGCCCAUGAAGAGCCCUCACAGAUACAGCCCCUCUGUGUACUCACACCAGUCGUCAGAAAGCCACCGGCAGACAGACAGCCCAUCCUUCCUCCAGCAGACCUCCAGCUCUCCAUUCCGGGGUUCCUACAGUCCCUCCUCAGGCCAGAGUUUCUACCCCCGCCUCACCUCCUCCCACUCCGCCCUGUCCCAGGACCACGCCCCUUCUUCCUACCCCAGCCACGCCCCCACGCCCUCCUCUUCCUCCUCCACCUCCUCCUCCUCGUCCUCGUCAGACUCCAGGCCACCAGGCGGCUCUCUACACCAGCAGAGUGGCAACAUGGACGGAGGCCACGGCUACUUAAAAGCUAGCCUUUUAAACAGCAGCGGCUUGGUGGGGUCUCCCGCCCCAGGAUCCAGGGCCCACGGGCAGACUAAAAUAGACUCUGGCGCCCAGGCCUCCAGACUGAGCCAGCAGCAGGCGUCCCGCAGCCUGAAGUCGGGCAGCCCGGGCCAGGCGGCGCUGCAGGCGGGGCCCAGGCUGCUGCCGGCCUCCGGGCCCACACAUUACCCACCGAGAGGGACGAGUCUCAGCCAGUUCCAACACCCCCCCCUCCAGGGAUCGGGACUAAGGACACAGUCAGGAAGCUUUUAGGACCUUGUUCAAGUGUGUAUGUGUGUGUGUGUGUAUGCGCGAGAGACUGAGUGUGAGAGUGAGUGUGUGUGUGUGUAUGAAGCUGCGUACCUCCUCAAACCCCUCAACCUGUGGUGAAAUGGGGCUCAGGGAGUUCGGGGAGGGGAAAUGUACAGACCUAAGAGGAGCAAGGACUUCUUGUAUGGAUUUCUCCUUUUUCUUAUUUUCUGUCUUUUCUUUCUUUAUUUUCGGAAAAACAGAUUACUGCAUUCUGCGCAAAGCUAAUCACUGACUUUUGGACAUCAUUGAGGAAAUCAGUGGAAAGAAAAAAAAAGCGAUUUGGGAAAUAAAAUAAAAGAGACACAUUCUGAAACAAUAAGAAAUCAUUAUGUAACUUGAAAUUGCCCCCUCCCCCCCAGUGUUUUUCCUGAUGUGUCGGACUGUGCAAACAGGCUAUGUAACGGUGGAAAGUAAAAACUUUAACACAAAUAUCUGUACAAAGUUAUAAAAAAAAAAAAAAGUGUACCUGUCGUCUUGGUACCCAGGUUGGAUAAAUGCUGAGAUGCAGAUGUUUUAUUUUUAUUUUUAAUUUUUAAUCUUUUUUUUUUUGUUUUGUUUUUGUUUUUGUUUUUUCAUCAUGGUUACUUUUUGAUUUGGCGAGCAGCCGAGUCUGUCCUGCAGUAAGUAAGUAAGUAAAGUGUUUCAUUUGGAAAGGGGAAACGAUGCAAGCAGAGCUGACGUGUCGGUCAUCCGUUACAAAGAGGGGAGGGCAGGAGCUCCCUGGUUAGGAUCAUUCCAUACAACUACCAGCUUUUGUGUCUCACAGCAAACAUGAAAACACAAAAAACAUAGCCUGUUCAUUCAUUUAUUUUUUCCCCCUCCUUCCUCUUUUCUGUUCUUUCAUCCCCACUUGACUGUUUUGAUUUCACUUUUAGUACUACUUCACUGUAGAUUUACAAUAUUGUACUUGAGACAUACAGGUCUUAUGAUUCAUGGUGCUGCAGUCUUUGUUUUUCCAAUAAAUUUGAAAUCCAGUUAUGUUCCCCCACAUGAACGGCUUGUAUUCAUCUUGUCGUUACAUCAUUAUGAAUCCGUUUUAUUUUCCUCCAAAUUGCGAUUAAAAAAAUAAAUAAAUAAAACACACACACACAUGCAAACAGAUGUUUUUAUGGUGUUGGAAUGCAGGAGCAACAUGAGAAGAUAAUAAUCUGACGUUAUUUCUUCACUCCAUUGUUGGGUUUGUCUCAUUUUUCUUUAUUUUUUUUAAAAUCCUGUAUGGAUUUUUUUCUGUUUGUUUUGUUUUGUUUUGUUUUGUUUUUUUGGAAAAUUUCUAAAUAUCUAUACAUAUAUAUUUUUGUUUCCUGACCAAUCCCUGCAUUCCGUUAUGCCACCUAAGAAAAAAAGGGGAUCGAGGACUCUGGGAUGGUUUAUAAAACCUUGAUUUUGAAAAAACAUAAGCUGCUGUGUUCUCAUUAUUUUUCACGUGAGAGCUGCCUCAGAAAGUUUCCCUUUCCUCAGAAUGCUGUAAUCCUUUUUUUUGUUUUUUGUUUUGUUUUUUUUUUUUUUAUAAACUAAGAUCCUCCCCAACUGAAUUGUAAGGAAAACGAGACGACAGAAGUGAAGUUACUGAGCCGUGCACCCUGAGCUUCAGCGGGAUCUUGAACCAACGCGAGGCCGACGCCGCCUUCCUCCCCCUUCAGACAUUUUUUUGUGGUUGGUUUGGGACCGGAUGUUGUGUCAGGCCCGGGAGACAAACGCUGGAUUUUAUGUAGAAAACAAAACGUGGAGGGACUGCUCAUCUGACUGGACACCUGACCUUCCUCUCUCUCUCUCACACACACACACACACACACACACACACACAUCAUCAUCCACCAACAGACAGGAGGGUACUCACAUGUUCCAUGAAUGUUUGACAGACAGAAGACUUCA
Molecule: messenger RNA, 7082 nt
Organism: Myripristis murdjan (pinecone soldierfish)
Lineage: Eukaryota; Metazoa; Chordata; Actinopteri; Holocentriformes; Holocentridae
Gene: setd5
Product: SET domain containing 5
Exons: 24
Coding region: 633-5171 (1512 amino acids)
Biological process (GO): regulation of DNA-templated transcription
Cellular component (GO): Rpd3L-Expanded complex; Set3 complex
Source: RefSeq, a predicted model, not a curated record